GUCUUUAGGACGCUCCAUCAUCAGGUGCUUUAAGUUUUAAUAGAAUCCAGAGCAGUGUAAAAGAAGCUGAACGCACAUGAAGGAACGUCCUGCAGUCUGUGUUUAUUCUGUGUCCUUCAUGAGAUAAGAAGGUGUCUCUUUAACUCUCUGUCUGAGUUUAGUCUGUAACAGAAAACUUUCAGUCAGGUGUCAUUCAGCUCAGAGCACACACACCUUCAGAUUAUAUUUAAAAACAUCAUCCGGAGACCGACAUCUGAACCAAACUAAUUCAACCUGCUCAUCUUCUCUGAGACACCUCUGUCUGUUCCCUCUCUCUCAUAUGAAGACAGAGCUGCUGAUUUCAUGUACAUGAAGGAAGGAGGAGCAACAUGACCACAUGAUCCAGCUUGAUGAGGACAGGAAGUAACCUGUGGGUUCAGUCUGUCUCUUCUUCCAGCUAACAGAGGAGGGAACUGAAGGCUGAAGUGGGUCAAGCAGACAGAUGUCAGACCAGGAGAUGAGUGAUUGUUCAAAAGAAGAGGAGGGCAGAGCAGAGCCUCCUGGAUCCAGAUGGAAGUUCUUGAAGUUCUGGAAGUCUUGGAAGUUCCGUAAGAGCGAUCGGUCCAAAGAUCUUCCUCCUGACUUUGGAACUGAACCUGGACCCUCAGACUUAAAACUUCAGGUCAGCAGUGGGAUACCAGAUGCUCUUGGUACCAGCUCUGUGUCUAUGGAGAGUGACUGGUCUGAAGAUCCUCCUCUAAACAUCGGAUAUAAACCUGGACCCUCAGACUCAAAAGCGACUGGUGGCAGUUUAUCAGAGAUCAGCUGUGCUUCUGUGGCCUCAGCUCUGAAGUCCAACCCCUCCUAUUUGGACCUGAAGUCCAGAAGGCUGAAGGAUUCAGAAGUGAAGCUGUUGUGUGAUUUCCUGGAGAGUCCAAACUGCAGACUGGGGACUCUGAGAUUGAGAUGGUGCAGUUUGUCAGAGAUCAGCUAUGCUUCUCUGGCCUCAGCUCUGAAGUCCAACCCCUCCCAUCUGAGAGAGCUAGAGCUGAGUGACAACAAGCUGCAGGAUUCAGGAGUGAAGCAGCUGUGUGGUUUUCUGGAGAGUCCAAACUGCAGACUGGAGACUCUGAGAUUGACAUUCUGCAGUUUGUCAGAGAUCAGCUGUUCUUCUCUGGCCUCAGCUCUGAAGUCCAACCCCUCCCAUCUGAGAGAGCUGGAGCUGAGAGGAAAUGACCUGCAGGAUUCAGGAGUGAAGCAGCUGUGUGAUCUUGUGGACAGUCCAAUCUACAGACUGGAGACUCUGGGGAUUACAGGAAAACCGAAGAAAGCUGACAAACACAUGAAAUCUCUGAAGUCCCUACACUUCCUCUCUCUAUCAGGGGACAACAGGGUCCAACAGGAUGUGAAGGAAGAGCUUCACCUGCAGGAUGAUGACAGAGAGGCUCCAUCAUCCUUCUCUCCUGAACAGACGGAGUCUGGAUACAGGUUCAGGUGUCCUGGUCAAGGUGAGUUCCAGUGUGCUUUGACUGGACUGGUGUUUGUUACGGCAAAGGAGGCGGAGCUUCUGUACAGGACCGUCCAAUGGGAUGAGGGCCUCCUCCAAUCAGCUGGCAAGGAAGCUGCAGGGCCGCUGUUCAACAUCCAGAGUUCAGAGGGAGCUGUGUGUCAGCUCCACCUCCCUCACUGUGAAUCACAGGAAGGGCUGCUUGUUGAUGACCUGCUGUCAGUCGUCCACAUCACUGAUGAUGGGAUGAGCCUCUUGAAGCCGCUGAAGAUCACAGACACUCAUGUGGUUGUGGACGUCCCUCACCUCUCCUUCUUUGGUCUGGUCAGGUCUUUACCUAGAAGGUUUUGGCCGAUAAAAAGCCUAGUCCUGCUGUUCCUCCGACCUCCAAACAGAAGAUAUGAAGUGCUGGAUGUGUGUCUGCUGCCGCACAACAUCGUUCUGAGUGAGGUCGUCGCCCAACAAGGAGAUGCUGAGUACGUCAAGACCACUUGUAACUGUCGCCUGUACUGUGAUCAAAGUUACAGCGUCCACUGUGAACCUGAGGGCUUUGAAAUACAACCCAAGGAUGAACUAUUUUCUGAAGAGUAUGGACCAAACUUUUUCCCAACAUUUGAAGUGUUCCUCACUUCUGACCCAGAGGAAGUGACUCUGAUGAUCCAGGACAAAGACCAGAACGAAGUCUGGAACCGUAGAGUGGGUUUAUCAGAAUCCAGAAACAAAAUUCUGCAGAGGAUUGUCCCAGCAGAGAACAGGGUCCCAGCAGAGAACAGGGUCCCAGCACUGGACAGGGUCCCAGCAGAGAACAGGGUCCCAGCACUGUACAGGGUCCCAGCAGAGAACAGGGUCCCAGCACUGGACAGGGUCCAAGCACUGGACAGGGUCCAAGCAGAGAACAGGGUCCCAGCAGAAAAGAGGCUGGAGGCAGUUAGGAGACAGUUUGUGGGCUGUGUGUCUGACUCUGUUCUGAAGGAUCUUCUGGAUAUCCUCCUGGAAAGACAUGUAGUGAAUGACAAUGAACUUCAGUCAUUCAGGACAGGAAGUACAGCAGAUAGAGCACGAGAUUUGAUCGAUUCUGUGAAAGGAAAGGGAACUGAAGCCAGUUCCAAAAUGAUCACUGCUCUCUGUGAGGUGGAUCCACAUCUCUACAGAGAGCUGAAAUUAUUGUGAAGAGAAAGGAACAGAACACCAGGACCUGAUGAUGAAGACAGCUGGACUGUCACUCUGAAAGGGAUUUACUCCAAUCUGGAAACAGACCUCACUGUGACCAAGCACACUGGGGACUGAAUUGGAUGUUGUUUUGACAGACCUCCAUCCUUCACUGUGUGUCAUCCCCUGCUCUCUGCUCUCCAUAUUUACUCUCUCUCUUCAGCGGUCCUAUCCAAAAAAAGGCUAAAUGUCCAAAAACAUGAACUCCUUCAUCCUCCACUCUCUGCUUCUCCCCUCAUAUUUCCCUGUAGUUGUCACCAGCAGCCACUAGGUGGAGCUGUAACACAUGCAGUCUGACUGAGCGAGCUGACUUGCUGCUGGUGUUCUGCUGGCUGUAACACAAAUGAGUCCUCAGAGGUCGUAAAGAUAUCAUUGAUCCUGCUCUGACUGAACACUGAGGUUUAUUGUUUUCUCUGUUGAACAUUGACCUGGAUCACCUGGUCAGAGUGACUCCUCCGCUCAGUGUUCAUGGGAAAUAAGGCUGAUUCAGCUGCAACCAUAGACCCCAACGGAGUCUGCCUAGUCACUGCGGCGUCUACGUCAAUGUUUAUUUGUUAUGUACACAGAAAACAACCUGUUUGAAGUGAUAGUGUGACGUUUAUAUUAAAAUAACUUUAUUACUAACAACAAAAACAUACAUUAUAUUAUAUAUAACAAAGACUGAAA
Molecule: messenger RNA, 3361 nt
Organism: Notolabrus celidotus (New Zealand spotty)
Lineage: Eukaryota; Metazoa; Chordata; Actinopteri; Labriformes; Labridae
Product: NACHT, LRR and PYD domains-containing protein 1-like
Exons: 14
Coding region: 482-2656 (724 amino acids)
Biological process (GO): regulation of apoptotic process
Molecular function (GO): protein binding
Source: RefSeq, a predicted model, not a curated record